Molecule: messenger RNA, 1452 nt
Organism: Physcomitrium patens
Lineage: Eukaryota; Viridiplantae; Streptophyta; Bryopsida; Funariales; Funariaceae
Source: the annotation of a RefSeq genome assembly
AUGGUCCAACUACAGAACUUUUUUUUUUUUCUUAUCUUUAUGGUUGUGCUUUGUGGUACGGCAGCACCCAUACUAUUUCAAUGGUUGGUAAGUAGAGAUGUUCCCACAGGUGCUCCUUUUUCUCAUGGUACUAUAAUACCUAUUUUUACCUCUUUAUCAUUGCUUUUAGUUUAUGUACAUUCCAGGGGAUUCAUACGCUCUAUGGACAAAACAGAAAGGAUAGUUUUGGUAAGAGCAAGACCCAUUUUAUUACCCAACAUAAUUGAAAAAAGCUCCCCAAAAACUAGAGCUAAAAAUGCAUUUUUUUUCUUUUUUAUUUUCAUUUUCAAUUUUUUUAUUUUCAAAUUUAUGGGAGACUUGUCAUAUUUAGAAUCUUUCUGUGGUGUGCUUUGUUUUUUAUUAUUUUGUACGUUUUUCUUAUCAUCUAAAUAUAGGCGCGAUACGUGGGCAAACAAGGAGCCUAGGCUUGGAAUAGAAAAAAAAAGAAAAGCGCGUAAGCGGGCACAGAGAAGAAAGCGCCAAGCGCUUUGUUGGCCUAACGAAAAAAAGAAACAAAGAAAUAAAAAGAAAGAAAAUGCAUUUUUAUUUCUUUCAAAUAAAUCAAAAAUAUUUUUGAUUUAUUUGCUGCAAUUUUCAAAAACCUUCGGCUUCAACGAAAAAGCCAAAAUUUUGGCUUUUUAUUCUCUGCUUGCUUUUUCGCAAGCUUAUUCUUCCGUCCCUGAAAAUAGUUGGAAUAGAUUUUUUCUUGUUCGCGCCUUACCAAAAAGACUGAUGGAUGUUGGUCAUGACUUUCGAAAAGUUCCCAUGACUAUGAAAAUUUCACAUGGAGGAGUUUGCAUCUUUAUUAUGGGUGUUAUUUUGUCCAACACAAAAAAGAGACAGUUUACUCAAUUAUUGCCUUUAGGUUCUGAACUACAUAUAGGAAGAGAGCAUUGUUGUUUGCGAGGUAUUGAUCAAUUACAUGGACCCACCUUUCAUUCCAUUUGUGGUAAUUUGAUUAUUUAUAAACCGUCCUUAAAAAAUCCAUUCAUUUUGGAUCAUGAUGAAUCACUUCGUGCCAUAAUCGACUUGUUGCCAAUUGCAGCGCCUUCGUACCAGACUGAAAAAGUUGAAAAAAAAUAUAUAUAUUUUUUUUCAACUUUUUUCCAUGGUGACAGAUCAUGGAGAAAUCGCGAACAUCAUAGUUUCCCACUUUGGUUGACUGUGUUCCCAGAAAAAAGAUUUUCUUUUUCUAAUCAAGAAACAAGCACUACCAAAGUGGCUAUACAUAGUAAUCUUUUUACGGAUCUAUAUGCUUUAAUUGGAACUGGAAGUUUUGAAACAGGCUGGUAUAUUACCAUAAUGAAACUACCUUUCAUUUUCUGUAUUUGGAUAGGGUUUAUUCUGGCUUCAUUGGGAGGCUUGCGUAGUUUUCUACGUCAGCUGGCUUUAUAUAGAUUGGAUUGGAAUUGA